Messenger RNA from Sordaria macrospora k-hell, 4194 nucleotides. The record is from RefSeq and is a predicted model, not a curated record. NCBI's taxonomy places the organism in Eukaryota, Fungi, Ascomycota, Sordariomycetes, Sordariales, Sordariaceae.
AUGGGCAACAGUUCGCGGUCUCGUCCUGGGCAGAGUACUAGUAGCAGCUUUGCGAAGGGUCCCACCAAAGACGUCAAGGAAUCCAGCUCAUCUCGCCAAAACCGGUCUAAGCCCUCCAACUCCGGCAGGCAUCCGCCCAUGAAGAGAGCAAGAACGCCUGUAGGCGGCCACUCGGCAGAUACCAGCUCGUCGACGAGUUCAGAAGAUAUCGCACCGGAAAUUGUGGUCUGGACGGGAGACAUGGAUACGAUGGACUCGGAGGAGUCUUCCUCCUCGAACAGCCCACUGGCGAUAAAUGACUCUCCGCAGUUACCGUCGCUAUCGCAAGCCCCAGAAGAGCGAAAUGUCGAAAAUGAAGACGCCUCGAGCCAGUUUUCAACGCCCUUAUCGCCCUUGUCGGAGCUUCCAGAAUUGUCGCCGCUUAUAUCACCUCAAGACGAUAACGCGGUGGAGCAGGAAAAUCCGAUCACACAGUCCGCAAGUAGUCUUUCGGACCAACAGUCGAAUCCGUCAUCUCAUGCACCAUCGGUGACAAGCAAGGCUACGACGCCUGUGGAUGCGGAUGGACCGAAGGAGCUUUCAACAAGAAAAGAGUCAUCUGAGCCACUGCCUUCUUUACUGGUAUUUCAUACUCCGGAGCCGCAUGCGGAAGAGCAACAACCGGAACCCGAUACGGAGGAACCUCCUCAAGCGGAUGAACAACCACAAGCUGAGGUACAAAUACAGCCAUCAGCUCAACCAGAACCAGAAGUAGUCCGCCUUUCGCCUCUACCAAUGACGGACGAGCCCCCUUCCGCAGUAUCUGAAAUUGCAGCUCCACCCCAUGAACCAAAGUCACCGGUCCUCGAGCGGAAGAUCAAGGAAGAAUCGCCUAAGGGGCCAGUCCUGGAAUCAGUAAGGCAAGCCUCACCGCCUCAAGAAACUGAAACCUUGGAUGUAUCAAUGGAAGAAGCUCCAGCUACGGAUGCGGUCGUACAAGAAGCCCCAGCGCAAGAUGUCCCGAUGCUGGAGGCGCCGCCUCAAGAAGCACCGGACCAAGAAGCACCGGACCAAGAAGCACCACCACAGGAUAUAGUCAUGGAAGAACAUCCGGCUCACGAAUCUUCGGCUCAAGAACCUCCGGCAGAAGAGCCUCCCGCCCAAGGCACAUCGACCCCCGAUGACCCAGUACAAAGAACACCAGCACAGGAAGAUUCAGUUCAGGUAACGCUAGCACACGAAGCACCAACCCAGCCAACACCAACGCAAGGAUCCUUGCCUCGAAAUACAGCAGCAAAUGCGACGCCGACGGAGCCCUCCCGGCGGCGGUACAAUGUCCGUCCCAAAAUCGCCAUACCUCCCGAUCUUUCACUACAGGAAUAUGCCAUGCAAUGUAUUUCUGCGGCGGAGGCGUCGAGACUCAACCCAUAUGCUUUGCAUCAGGAGGAAUAUAUGAUGCUUCGAGACCACAUCAGCCAUGCCCAAGUAACAACAUAUCUGAAUAUCAGGAAUGGUAUUCUCAGGCUAUGGGUUAGGAAUCCGCAAAUAGCUGUUACUCGAGAAGAAGCGGUUGGGUGCGCCAAAGACACCCGUUGGUUUGACGCCGCUAGUCUAUGCUUUGACUGGCUUGUCCGUCGCGGAUACAUCAACUUUGGGUGCGUAGGUUAUCGCCAUUCGAAGAAACAUGCUUCCAAAGACCCAUCGUCUACAACCCUCAAGCAGAGAACAGUCGCUGUUCUGGGAGCAGGUAUGGCUGGACUGGGCUGCGCGAGACAGCUCGAGGGACUCUUUGCGCAAUAUGCAAAGAAGUUCCGAGACAUGGGUGAAGAGCUUCCACGAGUAAUUGUAAUCGAAGGUCGAAACCGCAUAGGUGGCAGGGUUUACUCUCGCCCCUUUGCAACUAAGCCUGCCCGAAUCCCAGAAAACUUUCAAGGGAAGCGAUUCACUGCAGAAAUGGGAGGAAUGAUUAUCACGGGAUUCGAACGCGGUAAUCCCAUCAACAUUCUUCUCCGGGCACAGCUUGGAAUUCCAUACAGGCCGUUGCGGCCAGACACAACUCUGUACGACUCGAACGGCAAGCCGGUAGAUUUACACCGAGAUCAGCUGGUUGAAAAUUUGUACAAUGACUGCCUCGACCGGGUCAGCGAAUAUAAGUUUAAGCAGCCCACGUCCAAGCUGAUUGAGGGCAACAGGGAGUUGAUUGACGAGGGCAAGGAUAGCUCCGCAGAAGCCUACAAGACCAUAAGGCAGGUGGAGGAAUCAACUGCCGCCCAACCGCAUGCGCCGCCUGUGUCCGAGCAGAGCAUAGCACCACAAACCGUGCCACAGGCCGCGUCCACACCGAACCUGGCACGCCGGGUGCCCUCAAGGCAGCAUUACAAAGCGAAACUCUUGGGGUGGGCCUUGAAGCAGAGCGUCUCAGAAGAUGCCGACCUCGACCUGGAGACACCUGCCAAAGAGCCGGGUGCCAACCUCGGGAGCGUUGUCGACAACAUGAUUGCCCAGUACAGAGAUAUUGUGGACUUGACUGCACAAGACUACAGGCUCCUGAACUGGCACGUUGCCAACCUGGAGUAUAGCAAUGCUAUCAACUAUAAUAAGCUGAGUCUCCAGGGCUGGGAUAUUGAUGCCGGUAACGAAUGGGAGGGGAGUCACACCAUGGUCAUUGGCGGCUAUCAGAGCGUACCAAAAGGUCUCAUGCUGCUGCCUACGCCGCUUGAUGUUCGACGAAAGUCACCCGUCAACAAAAUAACAUAUACUACGGAAAGCACGACAAGGCCAGCUGUGAUCGACUGCGAGGAUGGGUUCACGGUGGAAGCCGACUUCGUUGUCAACACGAUACCUCUGGGCGUGCUCAAGCAUGGUAAUGUCAAGUUUGAGCCACCGCUGCCGGAGUGGAAGUCUAGUGCCAUCGAACGUCUAGGCUUUGGUGUUCUCAACAAGGUCAUCCUCGUAUACAAAGAGGCCUUCUGGGAUGAGGAUCGCGACAUCUUUGGUGUCCUCAGAAACCCACCCAACCGGCACAGUUUGGACCAGAAGGACUACGCCUCCCAGAGAGGCCGUUUCUUCCAGUGGUUCAACGUGACCCAAACCAGCGGGUUACCCGUCCUCCUCGCUCUCAUGGCUGGCGAUGCCGGCUACGACACGGAACAAACCUGCAAUGACGAUCUCAUCAAGGAAGCCACCGACGUCCUGCGCCGCGUCUACGGUUCAAAGGUCCAACAGCCGAUCGAGGCCGUCGUAACCCGAUGGGCAUCGGACAAGUUCGCGCGGGGCAGUUACUCCUCCGCGGGCCCGGACAUGAAAGCAGAUGACUAUGACACCAUGGCCAAGCCCAUCGGCAACCUCUUCUUCGCAGGCGAGCACACAUGCGGCACCCACCCCGCCACCGUCCAUGGCGCUUACCUCUCCGGUCUGCGCGCCGCCUCCGAGGUUCUCGAGGCUAUGCUCGGCCCCAUCGAGAUCCCCGCGCCGCUCAUCAUCCCCAAAGAAUCCACAUCGCUCUCCCUCAAGCGCAAAGCCGCUGCUCUUUCCUCCGAGUCAGCUACCACCACCGUCACCACCAGCAGUACAAACAGCUACGGCACCAUGUCCUCCACCCGCAACCCCGAACAAGCCCGCCUCGAAGCCUACGACAUCGCCCUCUGGGACUCCAUCGUCUCGCAAAUCGGCCCGCGGCCGCUCAAGCCCUCCAAGCCGGUGGUUUCCGGCUACAUCUUCUUCAGCAAGGCGCACUACGACGACGCGCGCAAGCGGUGCGAAGCCGGUCGCAGACCGGGCAAAGGGAAAGCGUCGGGGAAUGAAGUUAGAAUGAUGAGCGCCAAGAUGUGGAAGGAUGCCUCCCCCGAAGAGAAAAGGCCGUUUGAGGAAAUGGCGGAGGAAUCCAAGAGGGUGCAUGCCAUCGCGAUGAAGGAGUGGAAUGAGAAGGCGGGCGAGUGGGAUCGGAAGGCGACGGAGCUGAAGGUGGUUUAUGAAAAGGGAAAUCCGUAUGUGCCGUUGAGUGCGUUGGGUCACCAGAGGCAGCAGGUUGUUAAGAGUGAGGAGGGGGUUGGUGGAAGUCCUGCUGGUGCUGGUGCUAGCGUUGCUAGUAGGAGUGGGAGUGGCAGUGGGAGUGCCAUUGGGAGAAAUGGAAGGAGGGCGAGGUGGGCGGGUGAGAAGGUGGGGAGUUAUGCGGAGGAUGAGGGGAGUGAUGUUGAUGUUGAGAUGACUGGGUGA